UCGAACGUAACCGUUUUUUAAUCUCCGGAUCCUUCACGCGAAUUUGCACUCCCUCUCCCUCUUCCUCUUGACUCUUCAAUUUUUGCCUUCUCCCAAUCCUCAAUCAUCACCAACAAAAGCUCCACACGCAUACCAUGACCCUUUCUUCAACCGCCACCACCCUCAUUCCCACUUAAUGCAUCCCUUCUGCUGUGUCUCCGUAGUCUCCGACCACUCCUCUCCGAUCACCCUCGACAUGCCCCCUAUCCCCGCCGCACCCAGAUCCGACCCUGCUCACCGAACUGGACAAGCCCUCCACUCCCUCACCAACGGCGGUGAAGGCGGCCGUGCACACCCCUUGCCGGUUCCCACCGCUGUGGACGUCAGGAUCAAAGACCUCGUCGGGAACGGAAUCUCCGGGAUUCUGCACAAGUGGGUGAACUAUGGCAAAGGAUGGAGAACGCGCUGGUUCGUGCUUCAAGAUGGCGUCCUUUCCUAUUACAAGAUUCAUGGACCCGACAAGAUCAUCGUAAACUCCGAAACCGAGAAGGGAUCGAAGGUCAUUGGCGAGGAAUCCGCGCGACUGAUCUCUCGCAACCGCAAUUCGAAUCAUGUCGAUCGUCGCCGAAAGCCCGUCGGUGAAAUCCAUCUCAAGGUUUCGACUAUACGUGAGAGCAGGUCCGAUGACAAGCGAUUCUCUGUUUUCACUGGGACUAAGAGACUCCAUUUGAGGGCCGAGACUCCUUAUGAUCGGGUGGCAUGGAUGGAGGCCUUGCAGGCAGUGAAAGAUAUGUUUCCCCGGAUAUCGAAUAGUGAGUUGAUGGCUCCAGUAGACAAUGUGGCUGUUUCGACAGAGAAACUCAGGCUUCGACUUAUGGAGGAUGGAGUGAGUGAGGAAGCCAUUCGGGACAGUGAACAGAUAAUGAGAAAUGAGUAUGCCACACUCCAAAACCAGCUUCUGCUGCUUAAACAAAAGCAGGUGGCUCUAAUCGACACUCUGCGGCAAUUAGAGACAGAAAAGGUGGAUCUGGAGAAUACUGUGGUUGAUGAAAGCCAAAGACAGUUGAAUGAUCAAGAGGUUUCCUCUAGAUUAGGGCAGGAAAAAUCUAGUGAAGAAAGUGGAACUGAGUCUGAGGAUGAUAAUGAGAGAAAUGAUGCAGCUGAGGAAGAAACAGAUGAUGAAGACACUACCUUUUUUGACACUCGAGAUUUUCUGUCAUCUUCGAAUUCUUUUAAAAGUAAUGCUUCUGAUAUUAGGGUCUCGUCUUUCUCUUCAGACGAUGAAGGACUCUAUGCUGUUGAAUCAGAGGAGGAUGUAGAUCCUUCCAUUAGAUCUGUUGGAUUCAACUAUCCUUACGUUAAGCGGCGAAAGAAAUUACCUGAUCCUGUUGAAAAGGAGAAAGGUGUCAGCCUUUGGUCAAUGAUUAAGGAUAAUAUUGGGAAGGAUCUGACAAAAGUUUGCCUUCCUGUUUAUUUUAAUGAGCCUCUCUCCUCUUUGCAAAAAUGCUGUGAAGAAAUGGAAUACUCAUAUCUUCUAGACCGAGCAUAUGAAUGGGGAAGAAGGGGUAAUAGCCUCAUGAGAAUUCUCAAUGUUGCUGCUUUUGCUGUAUCUGCCUAUGCUUCGACUGAAGGAAGAAUCUGUAAACCAUUUAACCCAUUACUAGGGGAAACAUAUGAGGCUGACUUUCCAGAUAAAGGCUUUCGAUUUUUCUCAGAAAAGGUCAGUCAUCACCCAAUGAUAGUUGCAUGUCACUGUGAGGGUACAGGUUGGAAAUUUUGUGGAGAUAGCAACUUAAAGAGCAAAUUUUGGGGUCGGUCAAUUCAGCUUGAUCCGGUUGGCUUUUUGACUUUGGAAUUUGACGAUGGUGAAGUAUUCCAGUGGAGUAAGGUUACUACAUCAAUAUACAAUCUUAUAUUGGGAAAGCUGUAUUGUGAUCAUUAUGGUACAAUGCGGAUACAGGGAAAUCAAGAUUACUCAUGUAAACUGAAAUUCAAGGAACAGUCUAUAAUUGAUCGAAACCCUCACCAGGUUCAUGGUAUUGUUCAGGACAGAAAUGGGAAAAUAUUGUCUACUUUGCUCGGAAAAUGGGAUGACAGCAUGUAUUAUAUAAAUGGAGACUAUAGUGGGAAGGGAAAAGGUUAUGAAUCAAUGUCAGAUGCCCAUUUACUAUGGAAGCGGAGCAAGCCGCCCAAGUUCCCCACUAGAUACAACUUCACUCGGUUUGCCAUCACAUUAAAUGAACUUACCCCUGGAUUAAAGGAUAAGCUGCCACCAACUGAUUCCAGGUUAAGACCUGACCAAAGGCAUUUGGAAAAUGGAGAGUAUGAGAUGGCAAAUUCAGAAAAAUUGCGACUUGAACAGCGUCAACGUCAGGCUCGGAAAAUGCAAGAGAGCGGUUGGGAACCACGGUGGUUUGGUAAGGAUAAACAGAGCGGUUCCUACCGCUACUUGGGAGGGUAUUGGGAGGCUCGAGAACAAGGAAAUUGGAACUCAUGUCCUGACAUUUUUGGUCAAAUUCCUUCUGAUCAUCUCUUGGACGAAGAUCGCAGUUAAAGUUCCUCAUGAAAUUCAUCAUAGUCAAUCAUUAAAAAUAUGAGCAGGUAAUAAUGUAAUUGUUUCUAAUUUCUAGCCUCAGUCAUCUUAUAUCCUCAUGAUUUUUAUUGUUAAUAUCAGUAUUAGGAAUAAGUUAUGAAAUUUUUUUCAUGUUAGGUUCGCAUACUUUUUUUUUUCAGUAAAAUUAUAUUAUAUAUUUAUAAACGAGGUAUUCAGGAUGUUUCAUCUCAUAUAUUACAUAUACAUAAUAUACAACAGUCACAUUCUUGAAAAAUCUGUCAGUGCCCAUUUUCCACCCAAACCAGAUUAAGUUUUAUAAUUAUAUCAUGUCUCUCUGUUUACAAAACCCUAACCCCAGCAGUUUCCUAUACUUGUUAUCGGAAUUUUAGUUGAUACAAAUAUCUUUGGUAAACCACUCUUACGUUCAAGUGGUAGUAAAUUUGUAUAUUUUAACUAAUAAAUAACAAAUAGUUUUAUCAAAUUAAAUUAGGUUUGUUAAACAUUAUUCAUUCUUUGUAAUUCGUGUCUUUAAUGUCUUUCUGGAUUAUACAUUUAAUUAUUAUUCUAGUGUUUGAUACUCUUAUUCAUUAUACCAAAAGUAUAAUUGAUCGCACAAUAGAACUUACCAUAUAUGGAAGUCAUAGAAGUGCUUCAUUUUUCAUACUUCAUUCUUUGGGAUGUAUUUGUAAGGGGAAUUAAUAAAAGGAGCUUGAGAUAUUUUUUUAAUAUACUUUCAACAUAUGGUUGGUGUUAUUAUUUCUUAUUAUUAAUGGAGGUUUGGGUAAAUAUAAUCCUAACUUGAGCAUGCAGGAAAGAACAAAGAAAGCUCUUUGAAAUAAAUGACAGUAACAUUACUGUGUUGUGGAGAUUCUUAUUGACUCUUCUUUUCAGUCUUGUACCGAAUUCUGCUUCUGAUUAUAAAGG
This is a messenger RNA of Vigna radiata var. radiata (mung bean), 3457 nucleotides long. RefSeq names its product oxysterol-binding protein-related protein 1C. The record is from RefSeq and is a predicted model, not a curated record. Lineage: Eukaryota; Viridiplantae; Streptophyta; Magnoliopsida; Fabales; Fabaceae. Bases 176 to 2533 code for a protein of 785 amino acids. Gene Ontology annotation, cellular component: cytosol; intracellular membrane-bounded organelle; membrane. Gene Ontology annotation, molecular function: sterol binding. The transcript is spliced from 11 exons.